CGGGGACUACGUGGAGAAAGGCCCCAGGCCAUCAAAGAGGGCGGGGCCUCCCUGGAGGCCAGUGCGCGGCUGCAGAGCUAGACUUGCGCGUCGCUCCGCCCCCAGGGAGAGCCGGCGCCACCAUGGAGGAGUUCCACCGCCACUGCGACGAGGUUGGUUUCAAUGCUGAGGAAGCCCACAAUAUUGUCAAAGAGUGUGUAGAUGGGGUCUUAGGUGGUGAAGAUUAUAACCACAACAACAUCAACCAGUGGACUGCAAGCAUAGUGGAACAAUCUUUAACACAUUUGGUUAAACUGGGAAAAGCUUACAAAUACAUUGUGACCUGUGCAGUGGUCCAGAAGAGUGCAUAUGGCUUUCACACAGCCAGCUCAUGUUUUUGGGAUACUACAUCUGAUGGAACCUGUACCGUAAGAUGGGAGAACCGGACCAUGAACUGUAUUGUCAAUGUUUUUGCCAUUUCAAUUGUUCUGUAACUGACUAAAAAUGGUGGGCUAAAGCCAUUAAGUUAAGAAUUUGUCAGUGUACCCUUUCAAAAAAGAGUAGUAGUUACUUAUUAAUGUGCUAGGUGACAAGUGUGCAAUAUGCUUCAAAGCUUUCAGCAAAAGCUGAAUAUUUCAAACGAGCAAUUUCAUAGUACAUUGGCAGAUUAUCUCGUAUUCUAUACGGUAUCAUUUAAAUAGGAAAAGUUGAAUGUCAGC
Molecule: messenger RNA, 698 nt
Organism: Otolemur garnettii (small-eared galago)
Lineage: Eukaryota; Metazoa; Chordata; Mammalia; Primates; Galagidae
Gene: DYNLT3
Product: dynein light chain Tctex-type 3
Exons: 5
Coding region: 123-473 (116 amino acids)
Biological process (GO): microtubule-based movement
Cellular component (GO): cytoplasmic dynein complex; kinetochore; cytoplasm
Molecular function (GO): dynein intermediate chain binding
Source: RefSeq, a predicted model, not a curated record